Molecule: messenger RNA, 417 nt
Organism: Phaedon cochleariae (mustard beetle)
Lineage: Eukaryota; Metazoa; Arthropoda; Insecta; Coleoptera; Chrysomelidae
Source: the annotation of a GenBank genome assembly
AUGAUAAAUAAGAAACGGACAUACAAUGAUGACUACGGCGAUGAAAACGUUAAUGAUUCAGGAGAAGAGAAGGGCCAGAUGAAUAGAGAUGAUGUUGAAAACAUUAGGAAUAUAAAUAAUAAGAAGAAUAUUUGUAAGCUAGGGACAUGGAACAUAAGAAGCCUGAAUGGUAAAGAAAUUGAGUUGAUAAGUGAAUUUGAGAAAGCCGAGCUAGAAAUACUAGUAAUACCAGAAACAAAAAAGAAAGGGAACGGAACAAUGGAAAUGGAAAACGAACACCUAUUAAUAUGGAGCGGGAUAGAAGAAAAUAAGAGAGCACAAGCGGGUAUAGGAUGCAUAUUACAUAAAAACAUCAAAGAAAACUUGUGCAAUUGGGAUGCAAUAUCCGAAAGAAUCUUAACAGUAGAAUUGAAUUAA